Molecule: messenger RNA, 4765 nt
Organism: Sinocyclocheilus grahami
Lineage: Eukaryota; Metazoa; Chordata; Actinopteri; Cypriniformes; Cyprinidae
Product: protein AF-10-like
Exons: 20
Coding region: 259-3477 (1072 amino acids)
Biological process (GO): regulation of transcription by RNA polymerase II
Cellular component (GO): nucleus
Molecular function (GO): nucleosome binding; histone binding
Source: RefSeq, a predicted model, not a curated record
GUAAAAUUCAAUGGCGUUCGCUGCGUGGCUCAAACAGCCCCGCCUCUUCCAGCCCUAGGUCGGCUUUUCCACGCAUGCGCGCACACGCACCUCCACAUCGCAAAAAAAAAAAAAAAAAAAAAAAUACCGCCUUCAAUAAAAGUAGAUAUGGCUUUUCAUCGAAAUGGGACAUAAAAUACGGGUUUCUAGGGAGAUAGGGAUUCGUGAGACAAACGCCCGACCGCCUUUUUGUUGGUCUUUAUGCGCUGCUGAUGGUAGAUGGUAUCCAGCGAGCUGUGUCUGCCAGAGGAAUACGACGACUCGGCGAGUAAUAUGAAGGAGAUGAUCGGAGGCUGCUGCGUCUGCUCGGAUGAGAGAGGUUGGGCCGAAAAUCCCCUAGUCUACUGCGACGGUCACGGCUGUAACGUUGCCGUCCACCAAGCCUGCUAUGGAAUUGUCCAAGUCCCCACAGGCCCCUGGUUCUGCAGGAAAUGUGAAUCACAGGAACGUGCUGCCAGGGUGAUUAAAGGGUGGAGGGGGAGAAAGCCGAGCUGGCAGACCCCUGAAGAAGGAGGACUGUCCACCACCUGUAACAAAGAGGAGGAGGACAGCAGACUGAGCAGAAGUUUAAAAACUUUGAACAUAGUGAGGUGCGAGCUGUGUCCCCACAAAGACGGAGCACUGAAACGAACAGAUAAUGGAGGUUGGGCCCAUGUGGUUUGUGCUCUUUACAUCCCAGAAGUGGAGUUCGCCAACGUAUCCACCAUGGAGCCCAUUGUGCUUCAGUCUGUCCCUCAUGAACGUUAUAGUAAGACAUGCUACAUCUGUGAGGAACAGGGCCGUGAGAGCAAAGCUGCUACUGGAGCCUGCAUGACAUGCAACAAACAUGGCUGCCGACAAGCCUUUCAUGUCACAUGCGCUCAGUUUGCUGGGUUGUUGUGUGAAGAACAGGGCUCAGAUGCUGAUAAUGUGAAAUACUGUGGAUACUGCAAGUACCAUUACAGUAAACUGAGCUACAACAGCUGCAGUGGCGGAAGUGUCUCCUCCAUUUCCUCCACUCAGAAGCGACUGGACGACAGCGGAGGUCGUUUCACUAAUGCCAACUUCCAGGAAGUUCCGUCUCACUCCAGUUCCAGCUCCAAGGAUGGCAGCUCCUCUGAUGGCAAGAGCUCGGAUGGCAAAUGCAAGAAGUCCAGCAAUCAUAGCACCAGCUCAAUCUCUGGCUCCAGGGGCCGCAAGUCAGCACCGGGCAAACCCCACGGCCCUGUGGUCACCACAGCGACGUCAUCCACAGCUCCCUCCUCAACCAGUCCUUUUCAGCAAGGUCUUUUAUUAGGCAACAGCAGCAGUAAAUCAGCCACUAGUGGAUCUGUGGUUCAGCCCACAUCUGAUUUCCUCAGCUUCUCUGAUCCCAGCCUAAGAGCCGGUGACUCGUACACACCUCCAUCCUUUAGCCGUUGCCAUGUGAAGGGUGGUGUUGAAAGCGCAGCCUCUGAAGGCAUGGUGGCUCUCAACACCUUCAGCAUAAUGUCCCUCCCCCAAAGCUCCAGCUCAAGCAAGCAUUACGAAAACUGUCACCCAGCCGGAGAGCUGGGAGGCCUGGCCUCGGCAGGCUACAAAAGACCCCAGCCCUCCUCAUCCUCUUCUUCUGCGACAUCGUCUUCAUCUACUGGCGAGGAUGGCGGGAAGAAGAAGAAGAGAGGGAACUGGAGGAACCGGUAUGGACCGUGCUUCACCACCCAGGACAGUAAAACCACUGAUACGGGAGAGCACAGGUCCACAAUGCCCUCAUCCACUUCCCCCUCGCCAUCCUCUAUGAGCACCAUGGCCUGCCGCGGGAGUGCAGUCAGCAGUACAGGAGGUGUGGGAGCAGUGGGUGCUGGUAGCAGCAGUCUGGGGAUUCAGAAGUCCCCAUCCCUCCUCAGGAAUGGAAGCUUACAGGGUAUGACUGUCAGCUCCCCACCUGCUGGACCAGGUUCGUACCCCAGCAGUAGUGAUGUAGCCUGCCCAUUGCCCAGUGCGGUGUUUGGAGGGUCUCUGUCCGGAUCCAACUCUGAGUUACCUGCUCAUCAGUCAGUAGUCACUUCCAUGUCCACUCUCACCUCACUGCCCCCGACCGCCCCGUUCACCAGCACCUCAUCCACACAUUCAAACUCUCUCCCGGGAUCCUUUAACCUGGCGCCAACCCAUAUGUUCGGAAACAGGCUGAAUCCGAAUUCCACCAUGGCUGCACUGAUCGCCCAGUCCGAGGGCUCCCCGGCAGAUCAGGAGCUAGGAGACGGAGCUCUCGGCUUCUCCAGAAGAGGAAACUCACCAAAGACAAACCUCUCCCCUCGGUCUCCGUUAAGUGGGCUUCAUAUCCGGUAUGACUCGUCAGGACCGUUGGUUCCGGGGCUCGGAUCUGGUUCGGAUAUGUUGCCCCCGGUGGCCACCAGCAUCGACCAGCUGCUGGAACGGCAAUGGAACGAAGGACAUCAGUUCUUCCUACAACAGGGCUCACAAGGAGAUGUUCUGGGAAUGCUGAAGUCCCUGCACCAGCUGCAGGUGGAAAACCGGCGUCUGGAGGAACAAAUCCGAACUCUCACCAUGAAGAAGGAACGACUGCAGCUCUUGAGCGCUCAGCUCUCUGUGCCUUUCACCCCUGCGAGCACCACGGCCACCGCUGCCUCUUCUCCUCUGUACCCCAGCAACACUCAUGCAGACAUGCUGCACAGCAAGAGCAUUCAGCUAGGCAGCAGUGUUUUAACAGAGUCCUCUCAACCCUUGCCCACUCAGGAUCCCCUGUCUGGUGGCCAUAGUAGCGGAAGUAGCACGUCCUCUCUCUCCACCCCUCCGUCUGCGGCCCACAGUCCCCCCCAGCAGCAGAUGAAUGGAGUCGGCAUGGCCGGGGUGGCCAUCCAGCCUGGCAAUGCCAACUCGUCCCUGCCUGCCAUAGCCGGGGUGACGGGUCUAAUGGGCGCUCUGCAGGGGAACCACCUGGCCAUGAGUGGUAUCGUGGGUGCCCUAAACGGAGUCAUCCAAACCUCCCCCAGCCUGGCCCAGAAUAACAGCCCCCUGCCCCAUCCCUCAGCAGCUACCAGCGCAUCCCUGCCCAUGUCCAACAGUCUCAGUAACAGCAGCAUGACCACUGUGAAAACCAGUGCAGCAAGGCUUUUCAGCGAUCAGCACAGGCAGAUCCUCCUCCAUCAGCACCAACUGCAGCAGCUUUUCAAUUCUCAGCAGGCCAUACCGGAACAGCAGCAGGCUCUGCUCUAUCAGUUAAUGCAACAACAACAACAGCAGCAGCAGCAGCAGCAGCAGCAGCAGAAUGAUAUUUACGGUCAGCAGCUGCCAAUCAACAGCCUCCUGCCUGCCACGCAGCCAGCCAUCACCACAAACCCCUUCCUCGCCAUGCACAACGACAACACUCCUAAAACUGGAGUUGGUACUGCAACUAUCAAACAGACAAAAAGACUGGGAGAGAAGGCGGUGUCUGUGACAGGACAGGAGAAGACCUGAUGUAGAAAACAGCAUUUUGGAGUAGUUCUGUCUUAUGGAUCCCUCUCAUCUGCUCACCCCAAGAGCCUUGCAAUCUGAGCAGCAAGACCAGAACAUUCACCCACAGCACGGAACCCUCACCAGCACCAGCCUUCAUAUAUACACACACUUGCCAGUUUGAUGCCCAUCUGGCAAACAACAUGCUGCACUGAGUUUGAGUAAAUCACUUGCUGUAAACUUACUGGAUCCCAUUGGGGCCAAAAGACAGGCUUACACAAAUAUGUGCACGCACACGCACGCACACGCACGCACACGCACGCACACACACACACACACACACACACACACACACACGGUCUCUCUCACCCUGCCAGUGUGCUGAAAAUGACACACUGGUGCAAGUCACUCUGGGCGGAAAGUGUAGAUCGAGGUCUCGGAUGGGGAUUGUAAGAUGAAGAUGCUUCUGGAACAGUAUCUGCUCACCGCUGUUACCGCUCUGUACCCCUUUAACAAGAAACAUGUAACGAUAAUCUCAAUAAAAACGAUAUAUUUGUCCAUCUGUGUAUCUAAAAAGCGAUGAAGAGAUCAGACAUUUGUGCACCAUGAAGGCCUUCUCUGCAUCCUGAUCUUGAGCUUUCCCUGUGAGGAGGCAUCCCAAAGGUCCACAAACUGUCAAACUGUAUGACCCUGCUGCACUCUUUGAAGAGCAACUACCUCUCAAGCCAGGACACACAGACUAGGCCCUGAGCCCAAGUGCCUGGCCCACGAUCUCCAACUUCUCAGUGAGGGGCCGCGCGCUGGAGAUGCUGCCAGUCUGUCUCUCUCUCUCCUUCCCUUUUUAGUUUUUCCUCCAGUCGAUCCAUUUUUUCUGAAAAGAUUUAAUACCAAUCGGCGUCGCUCAGGCAAUACCAGUUCAGAGAGUCCCAGAGAUCUCUGCCUGUACAGUGACUACACUGAAAAAAAACUGAUUUCGAAUGUUUGUGCUGCAUUAAUAAUUUUUGAAGCCUACUUUCUAUUAUUCCUUUCUUAUUUAUUUGCAUUCGUUGCAUGUUGGGCGCAAGGUGAUAUAUUCGAAUGCUCAACUGGCAAAAUGUUUUUAUGCUACUGUACAAACUUCUCACCUCUUUUGAGUAUUGUAAACAUUUUGAUGAACAUGUCUUGUUUGAAUUUAUAAAAAAAGAAAAAAGCCUACUUGAUAAUUUUGUGGACUUGUACAUACACCUGGUUUUUCCUUUUGUUGCUAUGUAAAUCUACAGAUGCAUAUUGGAUUAAGAAUAAGCUCUCAGAAUAAAUAAGAUUUAGUUUAGCA